AGCAUAAAAUUUGGGACCAUGCUUCUCCUCUCAAGUAAUUUUACAAUCAUUGUUUUUGGCUGCCACCGCCGCUCUGCAUGUGAAGUCUCUCUCGCUGGUCCUCCUUCCGAAGUCGCCCCCACGUUUACUAAGCGUGUUUUGGGGUUUACACCCUUUUUUUUUCUUAAACUCUUUACCAUUUUCCAAGAAAAUAUCAUAGCUUUCUGGGGAAAACGUUGCCGCAUUCGAAAAUUCCACCAUUUCAGAGAUAGGUAUUAAUUUGCUCGAGCUUUUAGCUUCUGGGUUUUGUUUUUGAACAGUUUUGGCGAUUUGGAUUGCUGCAUUUUCCCUGUAAAGUUAUGAGCUUGUAGUUGUAGUAGUAAUAAAUCUGGGUUUUAAAGCUUGAAGCUUGCAGAUGGUGGGCUUUUUUGAUCUGGUUUGUGCUCAAAUUUUGGGGUUUUGGUUGUCAAAUUUGUUCUUUCGAGGGAUUUGUGAACCGGGUAGUGCUUAGAUUCUGUGAAUUUUGGUUAAUCUGAAACUUUCCAGGGUUUUGGGAAAAAGUCAGGAAGUUGAAGAAGGCAAUGGAUUUUGCCUGGAAAUUUUGAAUUAGGGUUUUCUGACAUUUGGGAUUUGUAUAUUUGUAAUGCAACGGUCUCUGAUGUAUAAAUACGAGUAAAAGUGACUAUUUUUGUGAUUGAAUUUGGAAAGUUCGGCGAUGGAAUUUAUAUAAUAAAGCCAAAAAAGUAGCAAAAUUUAGCAUUCAAUUUCACAUAAACAUGUCUUCAACUUCACCUUCUCCAAAUUCUUCUCCUUCUGCGGUCUCACCGACUUCAUCUGAUACCACAACACCACCCCCAUCAAAUUCUUCAACUACCCCAACAACUACUGCAACCCCUUCUGACGCUUCACCUCCCCCUGCCCAAUCUCCUCCUCCAGCAUCACCAGCUUCCCCCUCUCCAAAAUCAUCACCACCUCCGUCAACUCCGCCACCAACUUCACCACCGCCUUCGCCGCCGGCAGCUCCACCCCCCUCAUCACCUCCUCCAGCAUCACCACCACCUUCUCCACCAGCUGCCUCUCCUACAGCUGCGUCUGCACCCCCACCAGAUGCUUCCCCACCACCUCCAUCAGAAAGUUCUCCCCCUCCCAAAUCUUCCCCUACACCUCCUGCAGAAGCCUCACCUCCACCUAAAUCCACAGAGUCCCCACCACCUUCGUCCAAUUCUCCACCACCGCCACAAGGAGAAGCACCGAAGAAAUCUCCUUCAUCCCCCACUGGUACACCUCCUCCAUCUGCUUCCAAAUCUGCUCCUGCACCAGCUGAUAAAUCUCCCCCUGCAUCCACAGUGCAAUCACCACCUCCUUCAGUGCCAUCUUCUUCACCUCCUGUUACUUCUCCUACCCUGCCCAGUAAUUCAUCAAAUCCCACUCCCUUACCACAGAAGCCAACUGCAAGGUCAACCACUGAUGCCAAUGUAACAUCAAAUGCCACAUCCGGAAAUAAAGGAGGGUUAGACACUGGAGGAGCUGUGGCCAUUGGAAUUGUAGUUGGAUUCCUGGUGAUCAGUCUUCUUGUAAUGGCGGUGUGGUUUGCAAAGAAGCAGAAGAAAAGAAAAGCUGGAGCAAAUCUUGCCUACAGCAUGCCUUCCCCCUUUGCUUCAUCCCAGAAUUCAGAUUCAGCAUUUCUUAAGCCCUAUUCUCCAGCUCCCCUUGUAGGAAAUGGUUCUGGCAGCGAUUUCAUGUAUGCACAAUCAGAUGGUGGCGUUAACAAUUCAAAGUCAUGGUUCACAUAUGAAGAACUAAUCAAAGCCACGAAUGGGUUUUCGAAACAGAAUCUUUUGGGCGAAGGUGGAUUUGGUUGUGUAUACAAAGGUGUUUUGGAAGAUGAAAGGGAAGUUGCUGUAAAACAGCUCAAAAUUGGUGGGGGACAAGGGGAGCGUGAGUUUAAAGCUGAAGUUGAAAUUAUUAGUCGAGUACACCAUCGCCAUUUGGUUUCCCUGGUUGGUUACUGUAUAUCUGAGCAUCAAAGGUUGCUUGUCUACGAUUUCGUUCCAAAUGAUACUCUUCAUUACCAUCUUCAUGGUGAGGGCAUGCCAGUCCUGGAUUGGGCAACCAGAGUCAAGGUUGCUGCUGGUGCAGCUCGUGGAAUAGCUUACUUACAUGAAGAUUGUCAUCCCCGCAUUAUUCACAGAGAUAUUAAGUCGUCAAACAUCCUUUUGGAUAGCAACUUUGAAGCUCAAGUUGCAGAUUUUGGGCUUGCAAAGCUAGCAUUGGAUUCAAAUACGCAUGUGACCACAAGAGUAAUGGGAACAUUUGGAUACAUGGCGCCAGAAUAUGCAACAAGUGGAAAGUUGACGGACAAGUCUGAUGUUUACUCUUAUGGUGUUGUGCUAUUGGAGCUAAUUACAGGUCGCAAACCUGUGGAUUCUUCUCAGCCAUUGGGUGAUGAGAGCCUAGUUGAAUGGGCUCGACCUUUGCUUAGUCAAGCACUAGAAGGUGAAGAUUUAGAAGGGUUGGCAGAUCCAAGGCUGGAAAAGAAUUACGUCGAGAAUGAAAUGUUUAGAAUGAUUGAGGCGGCUUCAGCUUGUGUGCGUCAUUCAGCUACGAAAAGGCCACGAAUGAGACAGGUGGUAAGGGCUUUCGACUCCUUGGAUGAAUUCUCAGAUCUCAGUAAUGGAAUGAAACCUGGCGAGAGCGAAAUCUUUAAUUCUGCAGAACACUCUGCACAAAUUAGAAUGUUUCAGAGGAUGGCAUUCGGCAGUGAAGACAACAGUACGAGUUUUUUCAAUCAAAGUCAGAGCAGCUGGAAAAGUAGGGACUCCCGAGAGCAAGGGUACCAAAAUCAGAGAAGCUGGGCGAGUAGAGACUCUAGGGAGCACGGGGAUCAAACUCAGAGCAGCUGGAGUCGAGACCAGAGAGACCCGAGAAACCCCAGUACCGCGAUGUCCAUAGAUAGAUCUGGGAUAUGGAACAACUGAGAGUUCAACCAACCGUUUGAGCCAGGGUAGGCUGUGUUGUGUUGCUCAUUUCUUGUAAAUCUUACACAAAUCAUAUCAUUUUCCAUUUAUUUUUGUGUUCUCUGCUAACAUGAUUUUGUUGACAGGAUCCCAAUUUCUGUGUUCUUUUUGUGAUUUUGAUUCAUUGAUACAGUAUAUUGUAUGUAUCUUAUUUGAAAUAUAUAAUUUUAUCUGAAUUA
Messenger RNA from Malus domestica (apple), 3175 nucleotides. RefSeq names its product proline-rich receptor-like protein kinase PERK8. Gene Ontology annotation, molecular function: ATP binding; protein kinase activity. The record is from RefSeq and is a predicted model, not a curated record. Gene Ontology annotation, biological process: protein phosphorylation. Lineage: Eukaryota; Viridiplantae; Streptophyta; Magnoliopsida; Rosales; Rosaceae.